Thlaspi arvense is the source of this 1391-nucleotide messenger RNA. The record is from the annotation of a GenBank genome assembly. Lineage: Eukaryota; Viridiplantae; Streptophyta; Magnoliopsida; Brassicales; Brassicaceae.
CAAGACUUCCAACAAACAAAACUAACCAAUCUUCUUAAUUAAGAUUAAGAUCUUAAUUAAGACGCUUAAGUUAAUAACAAAAACAAAGAAAAGAAAAAUGGAAGCCAUGGGAGAAUGGAGCAACAACCUCGGAGGAAUGUACACCUAUGCAACCGAAGAAGCCGAUUUCAUGAACCAGCUCCUCGCCUCCUACGACCAUCCUGGCACCGGCUCAUCCUCUGACACAACCGGUGGAGACCACCAAGGAGUGUAUUGGAACCUUGGUUCACAUCACAACCACCUUACCCUCAUGCCUGAAGGUGCUAGAUUCUGUUUCUCUCAGGAGAGCAGCAGCUACAGCGCUGGGAACAGCGGAUACUACGCGGUGGUCCCACCCGCGGUUGAAGAGAACAACAAUGGGACAAUGGACUUUGGGAUGGAAGAUGUGACCAUCAACACAAACUCUUACCUUGUUGGUGAGGAGACAAGUGAGUGUGACGUUGAGAAAUACUCAUCUGGAAAGAAUGUUUUGCCCUUGGAAACUGUCAUGGAGAACCACGAUGAUGAGGAGAGCAUGAUGCAGUCUGAGAUCUCUGUGACUACUACUGAUCAUCAGAAAUCUAUAACCGGUUCCAAGAAGAGAUCGCGUGUCACAUCCGCUGAUAAAAACAAGAGAGCAAGAGCGGGUAAGAGAGGACAGAAGAGCAUAGAGAUGAGUGGUGAUAACAACAACGGAGAAGAAGAGGAAGAAGGAGAGAAGGUGAAGAAAAGAAAGAAUGGGGCAAUGAUGAGCAGACAGAACUCGAGCACCACUUUCUGUUCCGAGGAAGAAUCAAAUUGCGCUUCUCAAGACGGAGGAGGAGAAGAUGAUGAAGAUGCCUCCAAGGCUCUCAACCUCAACGGCAAGACCAGGGCCAGUCGUGGUGCUGCCACCGACCCUCAAAGCCUUUACGCAAGGAAAAGAAGAGAAAGAAUAAACGAGAGGCUAAGGAUUUUGCAAAACCUCGUCCCUAAUGGAACAAAGGUCGAUAUCAGUACAAUGCUUGAGGAAGCCGUUCAUUACGUCAAAUUUUUGCAGCUCCAAAUUAAGUUAUUAAGCUCUGAUGAUCUAUGGAUGUAUGCGCCGAUUGCUUUCAACGGAAUGGACAUUGGCCUCAACUCACCGAGAUGAUACAAUUUUAGUUAAUUUUUUUUUUCAUAUAUAUAACCAAAAUUCAAAAAUGUAAUAUUCUUUUUUCCUUUUUUUUUAUAUAUUCCGCCUUCGGACGAGUUCGAUUAUAAUUUCUCGUACGAUGUUCAAUAUGAGAGAAAUGGAGAUUUUUUUAUAUCACAUUCCAAUUCUUAACUAUAUUCCAUCUCUUCAAUAAAAUUUUGAGCCAUUGUUUUAUUUCUUUGGAUGUUGAUGUUUCUUG